Messenger RNA from Fusarium falciforme, 732 nucleotides. RefSeq lists its product as hypothetical. NCBI's taxonomy places the organism in Eukaryota, Fungi, Ascomycota, Sordariomycetes, Hypocreales, Nectriaceae. The transcript has a single exon. The record is from RefSeq and is a predicted model, not a curated record. Bases 64 to 732 code for a protein of 222 amino acids.
UCUGAAUUGCGAAUCUUUUCCUUGUCUUCAAAAUCCCUCCGGUUGUCCCAAAUCACUUUCAGUAUGCCCCUUGUCAUCCACCACCUUCACGUCUCCCAGUCUGAGCGGAUCCCCUGGCUGUGUGAGGAGUUGAGCAUCCCAUAUGAGCUCAAGACAUACAGCAGAGCUCCGCUCUUGGCGCCGCCAGAAUACAAGGCAUUACACUUUAUGGGAGCUGCGCCUGUUAUCCAAGAUGGCGAAUUGACUUUGGCGGAAAGCUGCGCCUGCAUCGAAUACAUCUGCCACAAGUACGGCAACGGAAAGCUGUUUCUGAGUCCCGCCGACCCAGCUUAUGCAGACUUUUUGUACUGGUGGCACUGGGCUGAUGGAACAUUUCAACCUGGACUGGGUCGCACAAUGAUUACUCGAGCAGCCGGACUGGACGUCAACCACCCGCUGAUGGUCCUCUCCCGGGACAAAUUCAAUCGGACCUUGGAUGCUCUCGAAAAGAGACUGGGCGAUAAUGAAUGGCUUGCGGGUCACGAGUUUACCGUGGCAGAUGUGAUGGCGGUGUUCACCCUCACAACGAUGAGAUACUUUACUCCGUACAGCUUGGGGGAGUAUCCAAAUGUGCUGAGCUACCUUCAACGCGUGGGAAGUCGAGAAGCAUAUCAAAAGGCCAUGAAGAAAUGCGAUCCGGAGAUGGAGUUGGCUCUAGGGGCUGAGCCUCCCAAGAGUAAUUUCGUGGUCUAA